GGCCUCCAACCGCUCCCGGAGCCGGAGGUUUAAAUCUAUCGAGCUGCAGGUGGAGCAGCCGAGGAAAAAUGGCUCCACUUUCUGAAACUGUCUUGGAAAUGAUCAAGAGCUUGAGAAAAAAUUGGCACAGCCUUUGUCCUUCUGAGAGAACUACUGUGUGUGGGGCUGAUUUCAUGCUCCAGGCUUUGCAGCUGUCUAUGGCAGAGAUCAAUAAACAGCACUUUGGAGAAUUUACCGUCUCUCUUAGUGAUGUAUUGAUGGCUUGGAAGCAAUUACUACAUGAGAAACUAGAUCUGCCAUUUGAAGACAUGGAAGUGGUUGAACAUUAUAAAGACAUCAGAAAGACCUAUGAUGCUUUUCUGAAGAAUGCUAACAUUCUUGACCUUAUUGAUGUGUACCAGAAGUGUCAAACAUUGACUUCUACUUGUGAAAAUAAAGUAAUGUCUCCUGUACAACUAUUAGAUUUCAUAUCUGGAAGAUCGUGCACAUCCUAUGAAAAUAUAAAUCCUUUUGGAUCAGAAUCUCCAACCACUAAAUGCAACUUGAAUAAUAAAAAGGUACAGUCAAUAGCAAGGAAAAUUAUCUGCUCAUAUUUAAGCCUGUUGGUGAAUUCAAAGAAUGACUUAGCCUUGGCCCACAUCAUUAAUAUUCCUGAUAGAGAACUUGGAAGAGAAGCUUUCACAGACCUUAAACAUGCUGCUCGAGAAAAACAAAUGCCUGUUUUCCUGGUUGCCACCUCAUUCAUUAGGAUGAUAGAGCUUGGAGGGAAAGGAUAUGCACCCUCACCAUCUGACCCUCUGAGGACUCAUGGAAAGGGGUUGAAUAAAUUUAUUAUUUUUAUGGACAAACUGGAAGAAAUUCUGGGAGAAAUACCAAAUCCAAGAAUUGCAGGGGGUCGGAUACUCUCAGCAAUAAAGACAGAGUUGAUAAAAGGCCGAAGCAGUGGGGAUCCAUUCAGGCAAGCGACAGAGGAAGUUACUCAGGAUUUGGAUUUGAGGAUUAAAAACAUUAUCAACUCUCAAGAAGAAGAUGGAGUUGUUAACACCACUGGCAGCAGCCCAGCACGGCCAAGAUCUCAUGCCAUAAAUCAUGGCACUGCCUACUGUGGCAGAGACACAGUGAAGAUUUUACUUGUUCUCCUGGAUGAAGAAGCAGCUAAUCCUCCUACAGAAAACAAAGCAGAACUUUUGUAUGGAGAUGAAAAUACAACUUCAUACACUGGCACUCCUAUCCUGACUCUUUUUAGUUCUCCAAUACAAGCAAAUGAAUUUCUGAUCAAGCCUUUAAGAGAACGUGUUCAGAAAUCAAUGGAAGAGAAAAAAAUAAAGAUGAAACAAACCUUAAUAAGAUCCCAAUUUGCUUGCACCUACAAGGAUGAUUUCAUGACUAGCUAUGAAAGAUGCAGCAAUAGGAAUCAUUCCACAGAAGAGCCAGCGUCUACAACUCUCCUGCGGAUUGCCCUUACUGAAGGCAUGAAUUCAUCUGAUGGAGAACCAACCCUUGGAACAAGUUCUGGAAAUGUUCAGCUGAACAGGAGUAAAAGUGAAAAAGUAUCCAAAAAAUCAAGUGAUCAGACAGGAAACAAGGCCCCCAAGAGGAAACAGGUGGAUUUGAACAGUGACAGUGGCCUCUGUAUUCAUGAAAAUGAACUGUCUCAGCCCCAAAUGAGUAAGAUCCCUAAGACAUCAAGCAGUCCACAGAAAAAAUCAAAUAAAAUUCUAGCCAGAUCAGCAGCAAAAGGCUGCAAACCAGCCACCAAGAACAAAUUAAUUGCAGGACAGGCAAAAUUAACUCAGUUUUUUAGAGUUUGAAUUUGUCUCUUUUGGUCUCUGGGCAUUUGGGUAUUAGUCAUUAAUCAAAAAGCAAUCAAUGAAAAGAUUUGGAAAGAUCAACACGUCAGGUGCAUUAGUGCUUUGCCCUACUGAAAUGUGGAAUAUAGAAGAUGUUACCGUCGGUCAAAUUAGACAAAUGAGUCAUGAUUAUGCUGAAUUUUCAUGAGAUUUAUUACACAGCAAAAUGUUUACAUUUAGUAUAUCCAGGAAAAAUCUCAAUCAUUUGUUCCAAAAUACAAACAUUGACCACAUCUACAUUUAUGAAGCACAAUAACUUUCAUGUUUUGUUUCACUGGCAUCCAAAUAGCUUCGUUUUCUUGGGAAAGGAAGAUGGAAGCCUGCAGGUAUCAGAUUUGCCAACAAGGUCGAUAGACUCUUCCCAGCAUGCAUCUGAGCACUGUAGGGAAAAAAAAAUUCCAAAAAUUUAGGCUGUUAAAAGGGACUACAUUGCAAUAACUAUUUUAGAAAUCAAAGAAUAAUUAGAUUAAUGUAAUUCUGAGUAACCAGAAUUGCUAUCAUUUUAUCAGUGUUUAUUUAUUGUGAGCUGAGUGCUUUAUAUUAAAAAUUGUAUUUUUACAAUUGUAUUCCUAUUUGAUAUUAUUGUAAUUACCUAUUUCUAAAACCAUUUCCCCAUUUUUCAUAAUUUUUAAGAUGUCUGAGUUGAAUAAAUAAAACUACUCACU
Molecule: messenger RNA, 2515 nt
Organism: Sarcophilus harrisii (Tasmanian devil)
Lineage: Eukaryota; Metazoa; Chordata; Mammalia; Dasyuromorphia; Dasyuridae
Gene: PARPBP
Product: PARP1 binding protein
Exons: 11
Coding region: 69-1811 (580 amino acids)
Biological process (GO): negative regulation of double-strand break repair via homologous recombination
Cellular component (GO): chromatin
Source: RefSeq, a predicted model, not a curated record